ACCACAACGCAGAGGCCAAGUGCAAGAUAACAUGCCUGCUCAACCUCCCACAGUUCCUCUCCUUACUCCUUACAAAAUGGGAAAGUUCAACCUUUCUCAUAGAAUUGUUUUACCACCACUGGCUAGAAUGAGAUCAUACAAUAAUAUUCCACAGCCACAUGCCAUCUUAUACUACUCUCAGAGAACGUCUCAAGGGGGUCUUCUCAUAGCUGAAGCCACUUUUGUUUCUGACACAGAUCAAGGGUGGGUGAAUAAUCCUGGUUUAUGGACAACGGAGCAAGUUGAAGCUUGGAAACCGAUUGUUGAUGCUGUUCAUGCUAAAGGCGGUGUCUUCUUCUGUCAGAUUAUGCAUCCGGGGAGGGUUUCAAAUAGCGGUUUCCAGCCAAGGGGACAAACUCCAAUCUCUUCUACUGACAAGCCACUAACCUCACAAGUACUAACUAAUGGCGUUGCUCUUGCUGAAUACACACCUCCAAGACGAUUAAGGACAGAUGAGAUUCCACAAAUUGUCAAUGAUUUUAGACUUGCUGCAAGGAAUGCUAUUGAAGCUGGCUUUGAUGGGGUUGAAAUUCAUGGGGCGCAUGGCUACCUGAUUGAUCAGUUUAUGAAAGACCAAGUGAACGAUCGAACAGAUGAAUAUGGUGGAUCGCUGGAGAAUCGUUGCCGGUUCGCUUUGGAAAUUGUUGAAGCUGUUGCUAAUGAGAUAGGAGCAGAUAAAGUUGGAAUAAGAUUAUCUCCUUUUGCAGACUAUAUGGAAUCAGGGGAUUCGAAUCCGAAAGCAUUAGGCCUUUAUAUGGCCAAAUCCUUGAACAAAUACGGGAUCCUGUACUGCCAUGUGGUUGAGCCAAGAAUGAAGACAAUUGGAGACAAAAGUGAAACCCCUUACAGUCUUCUGCCCAUGAGAGAAGCUUUUAAAGGCACCUUCAUUGCUGCUGGUGGUUUUGACAGGGAAGAUGGGAACAAUGCUGUGGCAGAGGGUCGUGCAGAUCUUAUUGCUUAUGGACGUUUGUUCUUGGCUAAUCCAGAUUUGCCCAAGAGAUUUGAGCUUAAUGCUCCUCUAAAUAAGUAUAACCGAGAGACAUUCUAUACAUCUGAUCCGGUUAUUGGUUACACUGAUUAUCCAUUUCUUGAAACUACUGCUUAAGUUUCCUGCAGCCCAAGGAAGCUUGAACAUACUUGGAUCUUAAUCUGCUUAUUCGUAUUGUUACCAUUCUUCCACUAUAUGUAUAAGUAGAUAGAAAAUAAAAGUGAAAAAAAGUUGUCAUUUUUUUUUCGGUGGAAUGAAACUUGUCAUUUGGUUUGGUA
Prunus dulcis (almond) is the source of this 1305-nucleotide messenger RNA. Its product is annotated as 12-oxophytodienoate reductase 2-like. The record is from RefSeq and is a predicted model, not a curated record. Bases 32 to 1144 code for a protein of 370 amino acids. The transcript is spliced from 5 exons. NCBI's taxonomy places the organism in Eukaryota, Viridiplantae, Streptophyta, Magnoliopsida, Rosales, Rosaceae. Gene Ontology annotation, molecular function: oxidoreductase activity; FMN binding.